CUGAGAUGUUGCACUUUUUGCAGACCCCCGCUACUAUUAUCAAUUAUCAGCUUUCAAUCAUUUGUUGCUGAACGUACAGCAGAUUUGUAUCAUCGCUUGUUUCAGCGGAUAGCAGCAGAAAGCGUGGAUGGUGAUCAUAUGUGUCCUAUUUGUUAUGGCAACGCUCAAUUUCCGAUACUUACUAACUGCGGCCAUGUGUUCUGCUGUGAGUGUAUAAUGGGCUAUUGGAGGCAUUCUGCUUCGCUAAUUUCUCCUGUAAAAUGUGCUAUAUGUCGAACAGAGGUUGGUACGCUUGCCGACAAGUAUUUUGUCAUUUUACUAGUCACUGUGCUGCUACCAUUGCAUUGGCCUCAUGAUGAAGAUAAUAAUCAACUCAGAGAGAACAACAUUGGCCUCAAUGACUACAAUAGAAGAUUCUCUGGAGAUCGACCUUGGGUAGAAUACUUGUACGACCUUCCUGUUUUGAUUCCGUAUAUAAUACGCAACUUAUUUGACUUCAACGGUUUGAUGCUCAUGUUCAGGUUGCGUAUCUUCUUCAUCGCCAUUGGCAUACUCGCCUAUAUACUCUCUCCUUUCGACAUAAUUCCAGAAUCCGCGUAUGGAUUCAUGGGUCUAAUGGAUGACAUAUUUGUUACUGUUUUACUACUUGUUUACAUAGCCAUAGCAGUACGCCAUUUCAUGGCGCGAAGAGGGGAGGCACCACCAGAGUGAAU
Molecule: messenger RNA, 713 nt
Organism: Strongylus vulgaris
Lineage: Eukaryota; Metazoa; Nematoda; Chromadorea; Rhabditida; Strongylidae
Source: the annotation of a GenBank genome assembly